AUGCAGAAGAUGUUCGCUGAGGCCGAGAUGAAGAGGGUCCAGAAGUUUGCCCUGGACGUGACUCUUGAUCCUAAAACAGCUCAUCCUGAACUCAUCCUGUCUGAUGACGGGAAGCAAGUGAAACAUGGUGAUGUGACGAGGAAUCUCCCAGACAACCCAGAGAGAUUUUCUCAUUAUAAUUUCGUGUUCAUGCAGAGGCGCCUCUCGGGCAGAUUUUACUUUGAGGUUGAGGUUAGAGGGAAGCCUAAAUGGAAUUUAGGAGUUGCCAGAGAGUCGGUCAACAGGAAGGGACCAAUCAAAAUGACACCAGAAGAUGGCAAGUGGGGCAUAUGGCUGAGAAAUGGAAACGAGUACAAAGCUCUUGACGAACCGUCAGUCCGUCUCUUUCUGCAGUCUGGGCCUCAGAAGGUGGGGGUGUUUGUGGACUAUGAGGAGGGUCGGGUCUCCUUCUAUGACGUAGAAGCUGCAGCUCUCAUCCACUCCUUUGACGGCUGCUCCUUCAAGGAGAAACUCCUCUCGUUCUUCUGCCCCUGUCGGAAUGAUGGCGGUCACAACUCCUCCCCUCUGAUCAUCCGUCCCGUCACUCAAACUGCCUGAUCUUUUAUUUAUGAUCAGUGAAGAGUCGUCAGCGUAAACAUAAACAUAUUAAAUUGAUCUAAUAGGCACACAAAGUAUAUAUAUAGAUACACAU
Molecule: messenger RNA, 691 nt
Organism: Pseudoliparis swirei
Lineage: Eukaryota; Metazoa; Chordata; Actinopteri; Perciformes; Liparidae
Product: E3 ubiquitin-protein ligase TRIM69-like
Molecular function (GO): protein binding
Source: RefSeq, a predicted model, not a curated record